ACACCCCUUCAAACCCACAACACAACAAGUUUAGUUUCAAGUUCCAACUUCUUUAGUUAAUUGUCAAAAAAUCUCAGCCAAAGUUCGAUUUGUGUGUUGGUUUUGUUUGUAUAUAUAUAGGCAUGGGCAUGGCAGCCAUGGCAAUCCCAACAACAAGGAGCAGUUUGAAGCUUCGGCCAUGGACACGGUGUUCAAAGCACAUAAGAGAGCAGAGGGCACGGCUUUACAUCGUAUGGAGAUGCAGUGUGAUGCUUCUGUGCUGGCAUGAUUAACUAUAUAUUUAAAAGGCUAAUUAAUUAUGUUAAUUAGCUCAGUUGAGUUGAAGCAUGCACAUGCACUACUGUGUUGUUGUUCUUGUUGUUGAUCAAUCUCCACUCCAAGCUUGGGAUUCAGU
This is a messenger RNA of Prunus persica (peach), 394 nucleotides long. RefSeq lists its product as uncharacterized. Gene Ontology annotation, biological process: negative regulation of cell population proliferation. The coding region runs from base 123 to 272 and encodes 49 amino acids. NCBI's taxonomy places the organism in Eukaryota, Viridiplantae, Streptophyta, Magnoliopsida, Rosales, Rosaceae. The record is from RefSeq and is a predicted model, not a curated record. The transcript has a single exon.